Trichomonas vaginalis G3 is the source of this 831-nucleotide messenger RNA. Its product is annotated as phosphoprotein phosphatase protein. The record is from RefSeq and is a predicted model, not a curated record. The transcript has a single exon. Gene Ontology annotation, molecular function: protein serine/threonine phosphatase activity. The coding region runs from base 1 to 831 and encodes 276 amino acids. Lineage: Eukaryota; Parabasalia; Trichomonadida; Trichomonadidae. Gene Ontology annotation, cellular component: cytoplasm; nucleus.
AUGUUCAUCUACAACGAAGUAAUGAAACUCUUUAUGGCCGAAAAAGUAUGCCUGGAAAUUUCUGCUCCAAUAAACAUCUGCGGAGAUAUCCAUGGACAAUUUGAUGAUCUCUGCCGUAUAUUUGAAAUCAAUGGAACCCCAGAAACUCAAAGAUAUCUAUUUCUCGGAGAUUAUGUUGACAGAGGAGACAAUUCUAUUAACACAAUAUGCUUACUCUUUGCCUAUAAAAUCAAAUAUCCAAACAACAUUUACUUGCUCCGUGGAAAUCACGAAUCGGCGACAACUAACAGAGAUUAUGGAUUUCGCUCGGAAUGCUUAACCAGAUACUCUAACACGAUUUAUACACUAUUUAAUGAUGUUUUCUGCUGGCUUCCAAUAUCAGCACUUUUAGAUGGAAAAAUAUUAUGCCUUCAUGGUGGACUUUCCCCAGAUAUUACCUCUUUAGAAAGUUUACAGAACAUCAAACGUUCAUUGGAAAUACCCGAAGAAGGUCUAGUUUGCGACCUUGUUUGGUCAGACGCUACAACAUCUCAAACAGAAUGGGGACCAAGCCUUCGCCAAACAUCACUCACAUUUGGAAGAAAAGCGGCAGAAAAUAUUGUUAAAAAGUUAAACCUCAACUUAAUUGUCAGAGCUCAUCAAUUUACAUCAAAAGGUUAUGAUUAUCCAUUCUCUCCAGAAGGAUCCGUUCUCACAAUCUUUAGCGCUCCUAAUUAUUCGGGUCAUGGAAAUCCAGGAGCAGUUUUACACAUUUCCAACACCUUAGAUUGCUCAUUUUCCUUAAUUAAUCCUCGAUAUAACUAUAAUUCGAAUUAUGAUUCAUACUUGUGA